Molecule: messenger RNA, 2976 nt
Organism: Moesziomyces aphidis
Lineage: Eukaryota; Fungi; Basidiomycota; Ustilaginomycetes; Ustilaginales; Ustilaginaceae
Source: the annotation of a GenBank genome assembly
AUGUAUCCGAAGCCAAGCUCAAAACUCGCCUCGGACGACACAGCAUGGGACCCUCUGGAGCUCGUUCCCAUCCUCGAGCGCCAGCUCGAUGCGGAUGGUGAGCUGGCGUCCGCUCAAGAUGAUCCAUCGGACGAGCCGAUUCCGGCCGUCACAUACAACAACGGCUUGUGGACACCUCCAGCUGCCACUCAGGCGGCAACUCCGACACUACCAGUAUUUACUGCAACAGUGGCACUCGCACCCACCAGUACAGAAGAUGCAGUUUCUGCCACCGACUUGUCGUCACAGACAGCAGUACCCUCAAGAUCGUCAGCUUCUUCUCGGCCGUCGUCAGUUUCAGUGAGCUCGAUGUCCAGUUCAUUGUCCUCCACCGACUCUUCGUCCUCAACAUCGACCUCAAGCGCUUCUCCGAGCGCCACCUCGGUCCAGAGUGAAAAGCACAGCAGCGGCGGAGGUGGCGGUGGAUUCAAGCUGGUCUACCUUGCACCCAUUCUGGUCUUCGUCGGUCUGCUUCUUCUUUUCAGUGUUGGCGGACGCAUGUGGGGCCGCAUUCAUCAUGCCUCCCGCGUCGAAGCCGCAAGACGCGCCAAGAUUGACAAGCGAGCCUCGCGUCAAGCAAAGAAGCGAGAGAUGCAGCGCAUCAAGACCAUGUGGGGAUACGACAAGACGCCCAUGCUUCCGGCUGAGCUGCCCCCUGGCGAACACGACUUGCACUACAAAGAUCCAAACUCCCCUACAAAGAGAUCCAAGGCCUCAGGCUCCGGUCUUGAAAGGGCAGAUAGCUCUUUUGGAAGCGACUCGGACAGCGGGCAUGGCGACGACGAGAAGUACCCUGGCACAUUCAAGAUCUUAUCACUUGCCUUGCUCGGCGAGGGUACCAAGCCUCCUCCGCCGGUCACGCGAGGGGAGUCGGAACGCAAGUACGAGACCGAGCUUCAGAGCAACUCUUGGCUUGCCGUCAAGAUUCGCCGUUGGAUCGGCAAGAACGAGACGGAUGCCGUGAUCGAUGACAGUCGUUAUACCGCCGGUCCCUCCAGAUCUGGCACCGGUGCUGGUCGACGUCUGCGUCAUGCGCUCAGCAGAGAUCGCUUCAGAGCCGACGCAGACGGUCAGAACAAUUCAGAGAAGGAAGCGCUCCACUCUCCUGCAACCACACUCUCGGUCGGAAGUGGUGAGCUCAAGUACAAGGCAGAGUUUGCAACGGUCGACCUGCAUCAUCCGGAUCCUGUCCUGCCGACGAACUUCCUCGCUUCGCCCACGCGCAAAUUCCAAUACUCGGGUCUGAGCAGGAACGGUACGGACGACCUUGAUGACCCUUUCAUCGAGAAAGGCGAAACAGGCUGGCGGAAGCCGCUCCCGCCUCAGCCUCAGGAGUCACCCUUCCGCCCGGCUGUUCUCAACUUUGGCCUGCGCUCGCGAUCCAAGACGUACGAUCAGGUCUCGUCAUACCCCGCCGCUGCGGAACACGAUACUCCUGUCAAGCCAACAGCAGGCUAUGCAGCCAUUGGCGACGAGGGAACCGGUAUUGGAAGCGGAUAUUUGCCCAAGGCGUUUGGGCUCGGGAUCAGCGGGGUCUGGAGAGCCAUGACCAACUUUGGUGCCUCUGAAGGCAGGCGCAACAAUGUCGAGGAUCACGACGACGAGGAGAGCUUUGUGGCUCGACCGUACCGUGCGACGUCGGAGCUGAUGAGCGAAAGCGAUACGCCUUACUCCGUGCGUAAUCAGGACAGGUAUGGCGAGGCAGGGACACCAACGAGAGGCGGCGCAUCGCGCCACGAGAGCCCGUACCAUCAUCAGCCACUGGCGAGAAAUUCGACGGUGCUCAAUGUCAAGACCAACACCAAUCAGCCGUGGAACGCUCGUCAGCAGGAGGCCAACGGUGGCGCAGGAAGGAAGAUGACGGCGGCGGCUUGGAACGAAGCCCUCCUCUCGAGUCCGGUCAACAAGCAGCAACAGUACCAGAACACUUUUCAGGCCUUGGUCACUUCGGAUUCUCCCCGCCCACCUCCAGCAGUCGAAUCCACCAAGAGGGGUGUCCAGACCAAUCUUGCGCCGCGGAAGAGUCUCUUGCUGCAUCAAGCGAUCGCAGAGAGCGACGGCGUGGUAGAUCCGACACACGGCGCUUCGCCCUCGUUUACCGACUACAGCGAUCUCGUAGCUUGCUACUCGACCCCAAGCGAUGCAGUCAGAUCUCCGGAGGCUGAACACAGCAUACGUGCCGUCACGCCGUCGAUGCACACUGAAACAUCCGACGGCGGAUCCAGAGCCAAGCUGCAGCGGGCCAAAACAGCAAAAAGUACGGGACCGGGCACCAACGAGCGAGCUGUGCAGAGAAGCAAGACGGCAACUACGGACUCAACGCGUGGCGGACUGAGCCGGAAAGGAACCGUGCACCACACCGCCGUCAAGAAGGAGCAAUCCACGACGCAUAAGCAAGACGAUGAGUCCGAGGCGGUCGUAAGGGAAGGAUCCAAGGGUCUCUAUCCCUAUCCUUUGACGCAGCCUUUGCGACUGGCCAAGCAGGAGCCUGCCUUGCGCACUAUCAGUCCCGAGCGUGCCAGCAUCCCGAUUCCUCAACGAGGCUCUUCAUCGCCCGUCAAGUCGCACACGGUCUGGAACGGGCCCAAGGCGUCGGGCACCGCUCAGCAUCUCCCCUCGUCGCUGAUGAUCGCAUCGCCAGAGCCUCUGCUUCCAGCCCAUCCAAAACAGAUCAGCCUGGGCGCCUUCCACUCUCGCGACUACGAGGGCUUUGCGAGCUUGAACGGCAUCGACUCUGACGGCGCAUCGCCUCCCAAGAGGGCCAAGGCGGUCUCGAAUCGAAGCGUGGAAGAGGAGCCUAGUGCGGGCGCGGCAGCUGGAAUGGCACGCAUCGCAGCGCAGAAGGCCAAGAAUCGAUCUACGGCGCUGCAGACCGUCGAUCAAAUCGUCUCGCAAAGCUACGCCUCGCAGCUGCCCCCUCAGAAUUAUCGUCCAUAG